ACGGGUUAGGUUCUCUUUCUUUCCCAGAUUUGCCUUCCAGAGGGUUCUGGUGGUUGGUUUUUUUCUUUGUCUUGCAGGGAGUUCAAGGGGUUACUGUCAGAUUUGUUUAUAUUCUGGUGUGUGUGCUUUUUUUUUUUUUUCUAGCCCUCAUCUUUGCUUUUGUUGUCCCAGUUUUUCAUUGAUCCUUUUAUCUUGAAUUUGCUGUUCUGUAUUAGAUCUUGAAUCUGUAGUUGAAUUGGUUCUGUUUUAUUACAUUGAUUUGAUUGAGUUUGGUUAUAUUAGUGGUUUUGGUGUUCUUAUUGCUUUUCUCUUUUUUUUUUUUUUUUAGUUUGCUAUUGCAGUUUACUUCUUCGUGCCAAAAAAAUUGUUCUUGCAUAUUCGUUUUUGAUUGUUAUUGGUAUUUUUUUUAUUUAUUGAUUGGCAUAGAAUAGUGACAGGUUCCAGGGGUUAGGUUCUCUUUCUUUCCCAGAUUUGCCUUCCAGAGGGUUCUGGUGGUUGGUUCUUUUCUUUGUCUUGCAGGGAGUUCAAGGGGUUACUGUCAGAUUUGUUUAUAUUCUGGUGUGUGUGCUUUUUUUAUUUUUUUUUUUCUAGUCCUCAUCUUUGCUUUUGUUGUCCCAGUUUUUCAUUGAUCCUUUUAUCUUGAAUUUGCUAUUCUGUAUUUAGUUCUUGAAUUUCUGUUUUAUUACAUUGAUUUGAUUGAUUUGGUGUUUUAGUGGUUUCGGUGUUAUCGCUUUAAUUUUUUUAGUUUGCCAUUUCAGUUUACUUGUUCGUGCAAAUAAAAUUGUUCUUAAAAAUGGCCAGAAUGUUUUCCGCAGAAGAGGCUGCUGCAUACUGCAUGGCAUCCAGCUCAGAGGAGUUUAGCGACUCCGAUUCUGAGUAUGUGCCUCCUAGAUCAGAGAGUGACUCAUCUACUGAGGAGUCAUGGGAUAGUAGUGGCACGGUAAGUGCUCUGGAGGAGCCCAUGGAGGUAGAUGAGGAGGUUGUGCAGGAUGAGGAAGAGGGCAAUAGGGCUGAUGCUGCAGCUGGAGGAGAGCCUGCGUGGGGGCCUCCUGGUAAUUUCCCCCUUGCCAUUCCCCCAUUUACUGCAGUCUCUGGAGUUAAGGUGGACACUGGGAAUUUUCAACCGAUUGAUUUUUUUCAGUUGUUUUUGACAGAGGCCAUCCUACAGGAUAUGGUCCUCUAUACAAAUUUAUACGCUGAGCAAUACCUUGUCCAAAAUCCCCUGCCAAGGUAUGCUCGAGCUCGUGCGUGGCAUCCAACAGAUGUAAAUGAGUUGAAGAGGUUUUUGGGACUCACAUUGGCCAUGGGUCUCAUAAAAGCCAAUUCUUUGGAGUCAUAUUGGGACAGCACUACCGUGUUGUCCAUCCCCAUUUUUUCUGCCACAAUGCCAAGAAACCGGUAUCAGCUACUGCUCCGGUUUCUGCAUUUCAACAACAAUGCCACUGCUGUACCCCCCAAUGAGCCCGGACAUGACAGGCUGCACAAAUUGAGGCCCCUUAUAAAUAGCCUGUCCGAGCGCUUUAGAGAAGUGUAUGCCCCAUCCCAAAACAUUUGUAUAGACGAAUCGCUUCUCCUUUUCAAAGGGCGCAUAAAAUUCCGGCAGUAUAUCCCAAGCAAGCGUGCCCGCUAUGGGAUAAAAUUUUAUAAACUGUGCGAAAGCAGCUCUGGGUACACAAGUUUUUUUUUAAUUUAUGAAGGGAAAGACUCCAUAUUAGAUCCCCCUGGUUGUCCCCUUGACCUGACUGUCAGUGGCAAGAUUGUAUGGGAGCUCAUCUGUCCCCUUCUGGGCCAAGGUUACCACUUAUAUGUGGAUAACUUUUACUCGGGUAUCCCACUGUUUAGAGCCCUAUAUUCAUUGGAUACCCCAGCCUGUGGCACUAUAAAUCGUACCCGUAAAGGACUGCCCAGGGAUCUCCUCGAGAAAAAAUUGAACCGUGGAGAAAUUUAUGCCCUUAGAAAUGAUGAGCUCCUUGCCAUCAAAUAUUUUGACACAAGAAACGUUUUCAUGCUGACAACAAUCCACGAUGAGUCAGUAAUCACAGAACAUAGAGUUGGUAGGCCCCCUAAAAUCAAGCCUCGCUGUUGCAAGGAAUACAGCAAACAUAUGGGUGGUGUUGAUAGAACUGACCAACUCCAGCACUAUUAUAAUGCCACCCGCAAAACAACGGCCUGGUACAAAAAAGUUGGCAUCUACUUGAUCCAAAUGGCCCUCCGAAAUUCAUAUGUUGUAUAUCAGGCAGCAGUACCAGGCCCAAAAUUGACCUAUUAUAAAUACCAGCAGCAGAUACUCCCUGCCCUGUUGUUUUGUGGUACAGAGGAGGCCGGGCCAGAGAUGCCAGCUAUGCCAGCAAGUGACAAUGUGGCCAGGUUGAUAGGAAAGCAUUUCAUAGACACGCUUCCACCCACACCUGGUAAAAAGUUUGCCCAGAAAGCCUGCAAGGUGUGCCGCAAAAGGGGUAUCAGACGAGAUACACGGUACUAUUGCCCAAAGUGCCCUCGCAACCCCGGGUUAUGUUUCAAACCGUGUUUUGAAAUAUACCAUACUGAGCUGCACUACUAAUAAUGAUCUUGUAUGUUGGUGUGUAUUGAUUGGCGUUAUAUUAAGAAUUGGUGUCCCGCUUUGUGCAAAAUUUAUAUUCAGGGCAUUCAUAGCAUUUUAUGUUCUUAAUUUUGUAUUUUCUUUUACCUCAAAUGUCCCUAGGGCUAUAGAUCACACUGGGGGGUGUAGCCAAAUGAGGUGUUCAGUGAUGGACAAGGGCGCCCCAAAAACUUGUGGUGUGUGAUGACUCCAUGAGAUCAUUUCAUCUCACCUGCUGAUGACUUUAUCUCUCUGAUGCCACAAAGACAUUUUUUUUUUUACUGACACCACAUAAGCUCCCUCUGAGUGCAGUUGCUGAGUAUAUUGGUAUUUCGGAUUUUACUAGUAUAUUCGGUUUACCUGGAAUUUUGGUUAGUAUUGGUUUCUGCUUUUUUUUGUAAAGUGAUAUGCACUUCAUAACUUUCUUUGUUCAACUGCCAACCAAAACCCUGUUUUGCCCGUAGUUGGUAACAGUUUGCAUUUCAAAAGUUUAGGCUAAAUGCAAACUGUAGUUUUUCUCUUGAUUAUGGAUAGUAGCAGUACUGUACUAAAUGUAUAACUGAGAUUAUUUGAGAGCAACGGGCCACUUGAUUGCACUGAAAGCUGACCUUGAGUUUUCAGUUCAGAUUCUUUAUUUCUGGGUAAUAUAUAUUUUGUUCUUGUGUAGCCAUUCAUCUUUUUUGCAGAAUUGUGAUUGGCACACCACAUAUUGCCAUGCUGUGUCGGUUUACUGAAGAGUACAGAUCAAACAAAAGGGUCCAAACAUGCUCCACUAAACAGAUAAUGACCAAACCGUUAACCUUUACAAAGAACUAUCCACAAAUCUGCAUGUAGGAAAGCAAGAAUGGGGCCACUGAAUAUCUGCAAGUCUGCACUUUCAAGGAUUAUAUACUUUAUAGGGGUAUUUCACAGGCUAAACCGUAAAAUUCUUCGGAGUGCUGCGCCCGCAAUCCUCCGCGUAUGAAGGAAAGGAUGGCGCCGAUGAAUAGCUGCAUGUGUGCACUUUCUAGGAAUAUAUGGUUUGUGGGGGGUAUUUCACAGGUAAGGGGGUGUUUAGGCUGGGAAACUGUAAGGUGUGCACUUAGAGCGCAGCCCCAAAUUUUCUAGUUGAAAUUGCCUUUGAGUAUUGGCCCUGUUUUGGGGUGUUUGGAGGCCGCGUCUCUAGGUGCACCCCUGCAUGUGUGGUAUCGUUUAGUUCGGGACAAUUUUUUCUUUCUUAUCUGGCUUCAUUGAAAAUUUUUAUUGGAGAUUUUUUUCUCAAAUUGACUUUUUACUUUGUGACUGUGAUAGUGUUUCAGAAAAAAAUAAAAAACUUGAAAAAUAUUGUUGAGUUUUAUGGUGGUUUGUGUGAUGGCGACUACAUUUACAGCAAAAACUACACAACAACUAAAAACCUAAAAGUAUGCGGUUUCUAAAAAUACCUAAUUUAUGGGGGGUUUUCACUUCUUUCGUUAGAUAUACCAUGUUAACCGGGAGAUACACUUAUCUAUUUUGUUUUGAGGUGAAAUUGUACAAAAUGCUGUUUCAUUAUUGGGGUGUCCUGUGGACAAGAAAAGUGGGAUACCAAUAUGUAUUUCGUAUCGUUGGAUUCAGCAGAAUCAGGGUUUUUACAAACAGUAAUUUUUAUCGGCAUAUGUAAGAUAUUUUGGGAAAAAAGACACAAAAUAUAAACCCUUUUUUCUUUAUUUCACUUUUUUUUUACAUAUUUCACUCAAAAUUUUUGUUACAUCUCCAGAAUAAGUAAAAAUUUUUUUUACAGUGUUCAAGCCCAAAUCGUUCUGAAAAAAACAAUAUAUAAUUUGCCAUAUUUCGUGUAGGUUUUCUUGUCAAAAAACCUAACUAAAUGCAAUGAGUUCAAAAUGUCUGAAAACUGCUUGGCAGUAGAUGUUCACUUUUGGAACAAAUCGGCUGGCAGUGAAAGGGUUAAACAAUUUGAACAUGUUUAUCUCCUGUUUGCGCUGGGUUUUGUUUGAUAAAUUGACGCUCAAUGAUUUCGCUACUUUCUGUCGCACAGAUUUUUUUGAGAAGUAUUAAUGGUAAAUUAA
Messenger RNA from Xenopus laevis (African clawed frog), 4623 nucleotides. RefSeq names its product piggyBac transposable element-derived protein 4-like. The record is from RefSeq and is a predicted model, not a curated record. NCBI's taxonomy places the organism in Eukaryota, Metazoa, Chordata, Amphibia, Anura, Pipidae. The transcript has 3 exons. The coding region runs from base 794 to 2560 and encodes 588 amino acids.